AUGGGAGUCUGGAGAAAUUGGGUUGGCUAUCCCGGUCAAAGAAAUAAAGUUUCACACAAGGUCAAGACAAUAAAGCCCCUAGAUUUCAAUUCUUUAGAUGAAAAAAACCCUGAUCUAUAUGUCGAGGCACACGAUGAAGUUGGGUUCAAUGGCUGUAGGAAAACAGGCUUUGAUAGAGUCCUUGAUUACUUGGUCUGGGCUAUGGGUUCAAAAGCUGCAUUUUUCCUCAUGUGGAUAAUUCUUAUCAUAUGGAUUAUUGUUGGAAUUGUCUUUCAUGCUCCAUUCAACUGGCAAGUCAUUAUGCAAGAUGGUCAAUCUAUUCAGACAUACAUCUGGGAUACCUUUCUGAUGAGACAACAAUUGGUACAUUCAUUUCAUCAAAACUUAGUCUGGGCUGAAUUCGAAUCUCGUACUGCUACUUUUCGCAGGCUUCUUCGCACUGUUGACAUUGAGAAAUCAUCGUCAUUUGUUGAGGAAACCAAAUCCGAGUGUUCCUCUAAUGAGAUAUCUGUUGAACUUCCUACUGAAGAUUGGUUUGAUAGGAUGUCAUCUUGGCUAACUGAGUUUGUUGGUUCCCUCACAGCUGUUGUCAUCUAUUGGUCUGGUAUCAUAAUCUGGAUCGGUUGUGGAGCAAUUCCUUCAAAUGCUCAAAAUGAUCCUCCGUUUACAGGCGUCACAACAGGUUCCAAUCCCCAGAAAAAGCCAUUUAGUGACACUUGGCAACUGUAUAUCAACACUGCUGUUGCUGUUCAUUUGCUCAUUACGUCAGUGUUCUUACAAAACGCCCGAGAAAGGCAUGAUCAGUUCGUGAGACACAUGCUUGAUCAUAUACUUCAUCUCGACUACGCCAUUGAAUCAAAACUUCGCAGUCUGAGCGACGAUCUUGAACCAAACGAAGAGCAAGUGCUUGUACCCGAGAAGAGAAAUAAAGUUCUACAUGCUAUAGAUUGGUAUUCUGACAUUAUCGGUACCGGUAUCGGUGGAGUCAUUGCUAUCAUAGUCAUUGUAAUUUGGAUAAUCAUUGGAGGUCCAAUGGGUUGGAGUGACAAUUGGUGGCUUAUUAUUGGAACUUACACCGGUCUAGUUGGGUUUAUUGACGGGUUCGUUCUUCGAAACGUCUAUAACCGAAUCGUUAUUAGAGAUCAAUCAAUCUAUGAAAAAUGUAGAGAGAAGGAGAGAACCUUUUUUGAGGAAGUCGGUCUACCAUGGCCAGAAAGUGCACCUGAACCAAAUAAAACAAUUUCCUAUCGAAUUUCUGCAUUCAUAAACGUUAAGUGCUCAACUACGAGUGCUGUAGGUGUGUCGAUCCUUAUUAUUGUGGGUUUAAUAGCAUGUGCUUGUGGACUUCGAUGGAACACAACAGCUCAAUUGAUCUGUAAUAGUCCGACCAUGAUUAUCGAAGGAUUCUUUCUUAUAAUUCUUCUUCAGGCUCAUAAAUGGGCUGAUGUCAAAACACGGACUGAAACUUCAGCUCUUUGCAUGCGACGUUCUACUCUAAAUACAUUCGUUCAAAGUUUGUAG
Komagataella phaffii GS115 is the source of this 1521-nucleotide messenger RNA. Its product is annotated as Low-affinity Fe(II) transporter of the plasma membrane. The record is from RefSeq and is a predicted model, not a curated record. The transcript has a single exon. Gene Ontology annotation, biological process: transmembrane transport. Lineage: Eukaryota; Fungi; Ascomycota; Pichiomycetes; Pichiales; Pichiaceae. Bases 1 to 1521 code for a protein of 506 amino acids.